Messenger RNA from Mesocricetus auratus (golden hamster), 1119 nucleotides. RefSeq names its product hemoglobin subunit theta-1-like. Gene Ontology annotation, molecular function: heme binding; oxygen carrier activity; peroxidase activity. The record is from RefSeq and is a predicted model, not a curated record. The transcript has 3 exons. Gene Ontology annotation, cellular component: blood microparticle; haptoglobin-hemoglobin complex; hemoglobin complex. Bases 547 to 975 code for a protein of 142 amino acids. Gene Ontology annotation, biological process: oxygen transport; hydrogen peroxide catabolic process. NCBI's taxonomy places the organism in Eukaryota, Metazoa, Chordata, Mammalia, Rodentia, Cricetidae.
AGUUGUGACCUGCCGUGUGAGUGCUGGGAAUCACACCCAGGUCCUCUGGAACAACGGUGUUCUUCACUGCUGAGCCCUCUCCAGCCCCUUUAAAUGUAGAUUGAACUAUGUGGGAUUUAGUGAAAACAGACAUGCUCCAGGAAAAAUUAAGGUAGACCUAAGUAUGGUUAUGGGCUCCUCGGGGGAGAGUUAUUCCAAGAAGAAGCAAUUCUUUACACUCAAUAGUGAGUGAGAAAAGACUGCCUAUGAAUAAAUAUCCUAGGGACUCAGGAGGCAAGAUAAAUCGGCAGUGCCAAAAUACACACUAAAAUCCAUUGCAAUACGUAUUACAUAUUGGAUACCAUUGUCCAUACAGUAAAUACUUUUAAAAGGUGAGGCUUUGGGGCUGGGGAGGACAAAGGGCUGCAAGUCAACAUUGAACCAGAUUCUGGGAACACCUCGGCGACCUGCAUCGCUGAAGCGCCCCCUGGCGGCACGCUGGGUUUCCAGGCAUCUUUGCUCGCAGCUGGGGAGCAGAGCACAGCGCGAGGCCACAGCUCAGUGAAGAUGGCUUUGACCCAGACCGACCGUGCACUGGUUCUCGCGCUGUGGAAGAAGAUGAGCACCAACGUCGGAGUCUACACGACUGAGGCCUUGGAGAGGACCUUCGUGGCUUUCCCCUCCACCAAAGCCUACUUCCCACACUUGGACCUGAGCCCCGGCUCUAGCCAGGUUAAAGUCCAUGGCCAAAAGGUGGCAGAAGCACUGACUCUUGCUGCCCACCACCUGGACGACCUGCCUGGUUCUCUGUCUGCUCUCAGCGAUCUCCAUGCUCACAAGCUCGGCGUGGACCCUGCUAACUUCCAGUUCUUUAGCCACUGCCUGCUGGUGACUCUUGCCCGGCAUUAUCCUGGAGACUUCAGCCCAAAGAUGCACGCCUCCCUGGACAGGUUUCUGGGUCUUGUGACUUCGGCACUGGUCUCCAAGUAUCGCUGAGGAUGUAUCCUAGUAUCGCAAAGCAAAGCUCCAAGAGGCUGGUAUUACAGCUACGCUGAAGUCUCAGAGCUCCUAUGAAUGUGGGCAGGUCCUUGUAUUUUGUUUUGUUUUCAGAUAGGUUUCAUAGUAUAAUAUAACCCAACC